Octodon degus (degu) is the source of this 3573-nucleotide messenger RNA. RefSeq names its product Ras association domain family member 5 (gene Rassf5). Gene Ontology annotation, cellular component: nucleus. The coding region runs from base 11 to 1261 and encodes 416 amino acids. The record is from RefSeq and is a predicted model, not a curated record. Gene Ontology annotation, biological process: signal transduction. Lineage: Eukaryota; Metazoa; Chordata; Mammalia; Rodentia; Octodontidae. The transcript has 6 exons.
CCAACCGGGCAUGGCCAUGGCGUCCCCGGCCAUUGGGCAGCGCCCCUACACACUUCUCUUGGACCCCGAGCCUCCGCGUUAUCUGCCAAGCCUGAGCGGCCCGGAGCCGCAGCCCCACGGCCGCUCCUCUCGCCGCUGCGUCCCCGCGGCCCUCUCCACCGCGCCCGGAGCGCACGAGGGGCCCGGCGCCCGCCGGGGUACCCGGGGGGAUCCCGAGUCCCAGUCUAGAGUCUCGCGACCUGCUCGCCCUCUCCGGCCCGGUCUGCAGCAGAGACUGCGGCGGCGGCCUGGAGCGCCCCGGCCCCGCGACGUGCGGAGCAUCUUCGAGCAGCCACAGGAUCCCCGAGUCCCGGCGGAGCGAGGCGAAGGACACCGCUUCGCGGAAUUGGCCCUGAGGGGCGGUCCAGCCUGGUGCGACCUGUGCGGACGCGAGGUGCUGCGGCAGGCGCUGCGCUGCGCUAACUGCAAGUUCACCUGUCACCCUGAGUGCCGCAGCCUCAUCCAGCUGGACUGCAGUCGGCAGGAGGGCCCAGCACGGGACAGACCCUCCCGGGAGACCAUCCUCACCCCGGCCUUCAGCCAGAAUGUCUGCAAGCCUGUGGAGGAGACACAGCAGCCGCCCCUACUGCAGGAGAUCAAGCAGAAGAUCGACAGCUACAACAGCCGGGAGAAAAACUGUCUGAGCAUGAAGCUGAGCGAAGAUGGUACCUACACGGGUUUCAUCAAAGUGCAUUUGAAGCUUCGGCGGCCAGUGACAGUGCCUGCUGGGAUCCGGCCUCAGUCCAUCUAUGAUGCCAUCAAAGAAGUGAACCUGGCAGCCACCACAGACAAGAGGACGUCCUUCUACCUGCCACUGGAUGCCAUCAAGCAGCUCCACAUCAGCAGCACCACCACAGUCAGUGAGGUCAUCCAGGGGCUGCUCAAGAAGUUCAUGGUUGUGGACAAUCCCCAGAAGUUCGCACUUUUUAAGCGGGUACACAAGGACGGACAAGUGCUCUUCCAGAAGUUGUCUGUGGCCGACUGUCCCCUCUACCUACGCCUGCUUGCGGGGCCUGACACAGAAGUCCUUAGCUUCGUGCUUAAGGAGAAUGACACUGGAGAGGUGGAGUGGGAUGCCUUCUCCAUCCCUGAGCUCCAGAACUUCCUCACAAUCCUGGAAAAAGAAGAGCAGGACAAAAUCCAACAGGUGCAGAAGAAGUACAACAAGUUCAGACAGAAGCUGCAGGAAGCCUUGAGAGAAUCCCAGGGUAAACCUGGCUAACUGGUCUUGCUUCCUCUUCCCAGUUCCCUUGAAUUUAUUUUUAUUAUUAUUAUUUUGGAAGACACUUUUUCUCAGGACAUCUCUGGUGGGGGCCUUUGUGUCUGCCGAGUGACUCCAGAUAUGGCACAAAGCCCCUGCCAUGGACAAGGGUUUGGGCAGGGGUCAAUUCCUGCCCCCACCACCGGCUCCUUGCCCCUCGACAGACUCUGCCAAGGAUGGAUCAGAACCCGUGUGGAGCCAACAGUGUUGCCCUCGCUCAGUCUGCAAGCCUUUUCCAAACCAAAAAUAAGCUGCCUCUCUGGUCACCAAACUGGAACCUAUGGCACCAGCCAGCAGAAGGAAAGAAAAAAGGUUUUAGAGAUGUGUUCUUUCUUUGACCCCUCUUCCCUGUCUCUUUCAUUUGCCCCUUGCAAUACCUUUAUUUAUUCACUCUGCAGCAGGUCUGAGCUCAGGCCCUGAAGGCGGGGGAAUGCUCAUAAGGAUGGCCCUGCCAUCUCAUGCUGUGAGCUUCCCGGUAGUAACCAGUCACUGAGCCUGUUCAGGGCACCAGAGGUCCGAGUCUGCAGAGAAGCUGCACCCCACCCCCCAAUCGCCUGAGACAGAGAACGUGUGAACCCAGAGGCAUGUGUCUGCAAGUGUUUGUCAAUAGCUAGUUUUGUUUGCUUUUUGUAGUACUGGGGAUAGAACCCACACUUUUGCACUGAGCUAUAUCCCUAGCCCUUUUUUGUUGUUUUGUUUUGAGACAGUGUCUUACUAACGUAACUAAGCUCCCCAGCCUGGACUAGAAACAAGGUCCUGCCUUGGCCUCCCAGAGUGCUGAACAGCUAUUUGAAGUUACAGAUCUGGGGCUGAUCUUAUCAUCAUCCUCAUGUUCUGCCAAAGGGAACCAGUCAUUUGCCAUUUUAAGUCUCCCGCUGAGUCAGAAAACCAGACAGUAAGAGAAAGCCAAAAAGUGCUGCAGAGGAAUGUCCACGCUGUCCUCAGCCAUCCCCGAGCUAGAGCACAGAGGAGGGCCUGGCUGCCUUGGUGUCCUCCUUAGCCUCCAGCACUGCGUCCCUCUGCCUGCUAGGACUACAGGAUUUCCAGGUGCUGCCCAAGGAGUGGCCUUGAUUACAGAGGGGUCCUCCAACUCAGCCAAAUCGGAGUCCUUUCUGUUGUGAAGCUCGGCCAGCCCACGGCCCUAUGCUUAGGGAACUUGUGGGUCUGGCCGCCCCAUUGACCUCAGUGCCUUUUUGUUUUCAGAGAGAGAUAGGAGUAGGAUGUGUUUGCUCAAAGCUCUGCUGCUGGCUUGCUCCUUGUGGGAAGUGGGCAGUGGUGGUGUGGGAGAUACAGUUGAGCGCCUCCACACCACGGGGGACGAGGGUCACAUACUUUCCCAUCUAGGUACUGGGCUUUGACUCUAAGAGGCAGUAUCAUAUCACACUGACAGGGAGGACCAGCUUCCUGGCUGAACACUGGAAAUGGCUCCUUGUGUAUGUCUGAACUAAAAAAAAAGUUACCCAGAUAAUAUCAGCAAGUCGCCAGGACUGCAGAUACUCCAAUGCAGAGGGAGGACUGUCACUCCAAUCCGGCUUCUGAGUGACCAUUUCUUUGAUGCCCUCUGCCUUCCCAAGCCCCUCAUGGGCUGGCUGGAGCCCACACUCCUCCAUGUAGCCUCAGACCUCCCCUCUCUAAGUCCGAGUCCACAAGGCCCUGAUCCCAGAGGAAUGCUGACCCUUCUUAUACAAAUUGUGCUUCACCUUCAGAGCUUCAGAGCCACCUGAGCUAGCAACUCUGAUUUUUUAAAGUCACUAAAACCCUGGUACCUGCCAUCUCAUGCUCAGCCUUGUCAUUUCCCUCCCUUAAAAAGUCUCUCUCCCUGCCAUAUAGUAAAGGGAGCAAGUGGAGAGUCCUUCCUCAGCCCUGCAUGUCUCUAUGUGAAGGCUCCUGCUGCAACCACCUCGAAUGCUGCUCAGAACCUUCCUCAACGGGAUAGCUAUUUUAUUUUUGAGAAGGAAAGCAAAUCAUGUACAUAUAUACAGAAAGGCAUAUAACUAUAUAGGAAAUAAUGGUUCUUUAUGAAAGAAGAAAAUUAUGGGAAAACUCAGACUUUCACGCACAGUUAACCCCAGGGCCUAUGCUGAGGUUUGCGCCCUCUGGAAAGUGUAUAGAGCUUCCAUUCCUCCUGGAGGUGGGUGUAACUGCUGGUAGUGCCUUCCACAGUUGUGUUGCUCAGUGUAUGUUAGUGUUAUGACUAUUUUCUUUUCAAAUGUCUUUCUUCUUUGGGUUUUAAAAAAAGAAAUAAAAGCUUGUAAAAUGAUUCACAACUGAAA